Molecule: messenger RNA, 527 nt
Organism: Durusdinium trenchii
Lineage: Eukaryota; Dinophyceae; Suessiales; Symbiodiniaceae
Source: the annotation of a GenBank genome assembly
GUGAGCGCGGCGCUGCGGCAAAGAAGCAGUGUGUUGCGCGAGCCGAAGAGGUCGCUGAGAAGCUUCCUCCAGGAGCUGCGAAAGGUCUGCAAAAUGCAGCACCUUCAGGCCCGGAAGGCAUUGAUCCAAUAACCAUGGAGCGGCUUCUGAGCCAGGUGCAAAAAGGUGGUCCUUCGGUACAAAACGAAGCGCUCGUCGCAGUGACAGGCCUUCCGCCACAGCAUGCGGCAAAGCUCUUGGAGUUUGCCCUUGAGAAGUCCAAGGAGCUACGGGACCCGUCGAUGUAUAUGGUGUCCACGGUGGCAAGGGGCUUCAAGCCCAGAUGGCACGAAAUGGUGGAGGCCUCUGUCCCUUCCAAAGGAAAAGGCGUACAACUUGAGCUGGCGCAAGAUCGAAAGCCGCACAAAGCCAGGAGUGUUCUACUGGGAGAAUUUUCACACAGGCCAGAGAUCAGUGGACGACCCGCGACGUCCGGUUUCUCCUUCCCCUGUGCGUGGUGGCAUGGGCAAAUGAGACCUGUACUUUAG